AUGGCCAGUGAUGAAGACCUGGAGCUCCAAGCGAAAGCCAUGGCGGAGAAGACGCUGCCCAGCAGUCUGCCGCCAGCGGCGCGCGCGGCCAAACUGCCCGCCAUCACGCAGAAAAUCCUGGAACGCCUGCGGAAACAACGGGAUGAAGCCGAAAAACCCAAGGUGAACACUGGAAAUGGAAAUUUGGAAGAUCCGGCUCCACCUGCACCACCACCUCCACCGGUGGGAAAACCUCCGGCACCAAUUCGAAUUGAUGGAGUUGAACUCUUUGGGGAUGAGUUGUGGUUUGAUGAUCCGGAGACUCGAAAAAGGUUGCGCGACUCUGUCAUCGAAGCACAUCGAGAGGAGAAGAUUUUGGUGGGACCACCGGCCGAUGAGGUCGAGCGCAUCUGUCCUUCAAAUGGCCGGAUUCUGGGAGCAGGAGCAGUUCUUCGCCUCGGUGGAGCCCAUCAGGGUGGUUAUGGUGAGCAGGACAUUGCCUAUGCCUAUCGCCAGUUGGCCCGUGCCCUGCACCCGGACAAGAACCCCACCAUUCCCACGGCCGGUGCCGCCUUCAAGCGCUUGUCGGAGGCCGCGGAUGAGCUGCGGCAGGGCCUGACGGAGCAGCGCAACGCGCUGAAGACCUUGGUGGCCUUCGCCGGGCGCAGCGCUACGGCAGAGAUGUUGGAACGACCGCAGGAGGCCAUCUUUGCCGAAGCCACUCGGGUGCUUUACACCGUGGCCACCACGGCAGGGGAAGGUCACAUUGAUCGAUUGGCUUUGAACAGGGCUGCAACUUUCAAUUCACAGAAAGCCUUGUUGUUGGCCAGUGAGUGGUUUCAGAAGCCUGGCCUGCUGGAUGUUUUUGGUGGCACACCUGUGAGAACUUCAUAUGACUGUGCGCCCAAGCGGUAUCGAGCGCAGUUUCUGUGCCUCAUCAAUCGCCUGUUGUUGGUUGAAGCCAGGCAAUUUGGAGAUGGUCACAUCAGAGCCGGCUGGAAUUCGAUCAUGCAAAACUUCCCCGAGUUGGCCUUGUGGAGGGAGUUCCGUGAACAUCUGCAGCUGCAUGUUUGGGACAACAGCAAUGACCCCAAGAAUGAUACCAGGGUCUAUGCAGACGAGACCGAUGCGGGAAAGCCUCCGGAGCCGAAGGAACCUGAGAUGGACAACCAAACGAAGGCACAAAAGUUGCUCGAAACAUAUUGGACACUUCUCUCAGGUCCGACGUUCCAAACUGCUUACGACAAGCUUCGACAUCGUGGCAAGAUGACCCUCCAGCUGGGGAUCAUGCAACUAAUGGAAGAGGCCACCCAAGAGGCUGUUACCAAAUUGAAUUUUAAAGAAGGAAAGGAAUGGAAAUUCAAACAGUCAGUUGAGUUGGUGAAAGAAGUUUUCGCGCAGUCAGAGGAUGAGUCCAUUAGGAAGAAAGCUUUAGAGUUGGAGCGCAUGGUGGAAUAUCCUCCUGGAAAGCUCUUUGGCAUCGUCGAAGAGAGGGACGGCCGGGAUCGUGAUAGAGACAAGGAGAAAUUGGAUAAAUCAGACAAGGCAGAGAAGAAGGAGAAAGAUGCCAAAGAUGCCAAAGAUGCCAAAGACAAAGAGCUGAAAGAGAAAGCUUCAAAAGACAAAGAGGGAAAUGCAGAAGAGCCUGGGAACAAACCUACCAGAAUGCGUAGCAAGUGGGAUGUAGGUGAGUGUGGGACCGUCAGAGUUCCAGGACGGACUCUAGAUGGAAAACCCACAUAUCGCCGUCAUUGGGACACCACUGCAGCAGAUGCCGAACGACAAUGUGCCGCUUGGGCUCGACGAUGGCGACUGGCCAUUGCCGCCCUUCUUCCAUCUGGUGCUGAUGGGGCGCUGCCGUUGACACACCCUGACCUCCGAACUCUUGCUGCUGAUUUGUGGAAAGAGAUUUUAAAAUGGACGGAGAGUGGUGCUGGUGCCUCACAUGGGCGGAGUCUUGGACUUUUCAAAGCAGAUGUCCAGACACCUCAGACGUUUGGCUGGGCUGGUAGAUCCAAAGCACCUCGAGGUUUGGAGCCUGAUUUCCCAAUCUGCGAGUGGGCCUUUGUUCCAAUGUCUGAUCUCUUGUUGACGGUGGCAGAAGGCAUCGUUGGCAUCACAUCCGAGGGCAUCUUCGCAGACAACUUCCCAGGACAUCAGCGGUUUACCGUGGAAGAGUUCUACGAGAAGAUUGAGAAGCUGGGCAGACUGAUACCCAGUGACAAGGCAGCUUUGACGCUUUCAGGCGUGUCGAGACUCCAGCAUCGAAGUCGUGCGCAAGGCGUGAAGGUGCUGAUUGAUGCUGAUUGUUUGUUGACGGGCAGCAACCUUUUGCGGCCCUGGGUUGUGGAACAGGUGGAACAGGUGGAACAUGAACGUUGUGAACAUCAUGGAGAAGAUCAGCCAGAGCCGUUGCCGAAAGCGCCCGAACCGCCCAGGCAGUCGAAACUGCCAGGCCUGGCCCGGAGUUCCGCGCCCGGUUCAUUGCGGGGGAACCUUCAAUUUGCCACCAGGACGGAUCAACCUUUAGCGACCUGGGUGGACCAGCUGAAAGAGAACCCCGUGGAGUCCACCGUCACGACGGUUGUGUUGAAUGCCGAGUUCGACAAAACCGCCGCCUGGACCUGUCAGAUCUGCAGCCAGUCCAGGAUCCCACCGGGCACAUCGACCUGUCCCACCUGCAAAAGGCCUCGGGGAACAGAACUGAGACGUUCGUACAUGACAGCUUCAGAACUAACGCAGUCAGUGGUCAAUGCUGUGAAUGACGUUGGAGUAUUCGAAACAGGAGGCGCCAGCAGCACAUCAUCCGGGAAACCCAAGCGCCGCGGAAAGAGUCCAACAAGGGCAGUAGGUAAAGCUCAGAAGCCCCGCGAGCAAAAACUCCACGACUCACUGGCUGUGACCUUUGACGACCAGAUCAAUGAAAUCCAGUUUGCCCAAACAUCACCGGCCUCACCCGCUCGCAACCAGGAGAAUGCUUGGAAACGGCUGGGCGUUCGCAACGGUGCAGGAGAGGCGCUUGACAAAGAACUCGAGCGAAAGGAUGCCCCUCAGGGCUGGGAGAAUCCACGCAACCUCAGACCUGUUCGUCCACCACACAUGCAGGCCGGCUCCGGUUUAAGCAGAUCUCAAGGUGAUUUCAGGGAACCGCCACCGCCAUAUCAACCAGAAUCACCUUCGGUUGGCUCUCUGCCUGAGCGGUCAUUGCUGAGAGGACGUGAAGGGAUGGCUGGUCCACCUCUACCAACUCCCAAAGAAUUUCAAGGGCAUUCAGGGCAUUCUGCAUAUUCCACACCUUCUGGAUCUCGGGAUCUUGAAGGUAUGUUUGGAGGAGACCCAGUGAGUGCAUGGAAACCUACGAGUUUCAAAACUCCAUUGUCCAGUUCGCAAGACCGUGAGAAACCACGGACGCCACCCGACCUGAGACAUGGUGGAGGACUACACGGAGGAGAGGGGCCCAAAAGCUGGGAACCGAAAUCCAUGAGCACAGGGAUGCGCGACCGUGAGAAACCACGGACGCCACCCGACCUGAGACAUGGUGGAGGAGAGGGGCCCAAAAGCUGGGAACCGAAAUCCAUGAGCACAGGGAUGCGCGACCGUGAGAACCCACGGAAGCCACCCGACCUGAGACAUGGUGGAGGAUUACACGGAGGAGAGGGGCCCAAAAGCUGGGAACCGAAAUCCAUGAGCACAGGGGUGCGCGACCGUGAGAAACCACGGACGCCACCCGACCUGAGACAUGGUGGAGGAUUACACGGAGGAGAGGGGCCCAAAAGCUGGGAACCGAAAUCCAUGAGCACAGGGAUGCGCGACCGUGAGAAACCACGGACGCCACCCGACCUGAGACAUGGUGGAGGAUUACACGGAGGCAGAGAGGAUCCCAGAAGCUGGGAGCAGAAAUCCAUGGGCAUGACAGGCUCAUCUUCUGCUCCAUUGGUGAAGGAAAAGUCUCAGGUGCCCAAGACGGUGGAUGCGAACAUGGACGUGGAAACCCUGCUUCAGGCACAGAAGAAACGGAUCGAGGGUUUGAAGCACAAGCUGAACACAAACAUGGCCUGACAUGGCCUGACAUGGCCUGACAUGGACGCACUGCGUUGCUCGAAAACAUGAGCACACAGGGCUCACAGUUCCAAAGAAGGACUGGAGAAUCAUGAUGAAUCAUGAAAACGAAUCGCGUUUUUGCCUGAUUGGCAAAAAAUUGC
Cladocopium goreaui is the source of this 4181-nucleotide messenger RNA. The record is from the annotation of a GenBank genome assembly. Lineage: Eukaryota; Dinophyceae; Suessiales; Symbiodiniaceae.